CUCACCUCCUCUCCACCCCUCCUAUCUGCCGCCGCUGCCAGCCUCUUCCUUCCCAGCCCCCCCCCAACCCCCCCUCCCCAAAAAAAAACCCCGAGAAGAGCGUAAAAAUCCUCGAGCGGCGGUGGUAGCUGGUGUCGGCGGCGGUCGGUGCGCGUCCAGAGUCGGUGACGGUACAUUUUUACGCAGGGAGCCUUCACGGUGGAUUUCCCCCCGAGCAGGACCGCUUUACGCGCGCGACAGGAGGCGACCAUGGAAGAGCUCACGGCGUUCGUGUCGAAGUCGUUCGACCAGAAGCCGAAGGAGAGCAACACCAAAGAGGGUAUCACGUACAGGGAAGUUUUGGAGAGCGGCUUGACGCGGGCGCGGGAGCUGGGCAGCCCCGAGACGAACCUGCAGGACAUAACGGAGGGCGGCCACUGCCCGGUGCAUCUGUUCAAGGACCACGUCGAGCUGGAGAAGGAGAAACUGAAGGACUUUAAUGUUUCGAGGGCGACAGAGGGGAUCUACGAGUGCAAGGAGAAGAAGGAGGACGUGAAGUCGGAGGACGAGGACGCGCAGGGCAAACUGAAGCAGCGGCGGAGUCGCACCAACUUCACGCUGGAGCAGCUGAACGAGCUGGAGCGGCUCUUCGACGAGACGCACUACCCGGACGCCUUCAUGCGCGAGGAGCUGAGUCAGCGGCUGGGACUGUCCGAGGCCCGCGUGCAGGUUUGGUUCCAGAACAGAAGAGCGAAAUGUCGAAAGCAAGAAAACCAGAUGCACAAAGGUGUCAUUCUGGGCGGAGGCAGCCACCUGGACGCCUGCAGGGUGGCACCCUAUGUCAACAUGGGCGCCCUCCGGAUGCCCUUCCAACAGGUCCAAGCCCAGCUCCAGUUGGACGGCGUCGCCCACUCCCACCCCCACCUGCACCCUCACCUGGCCGCUCACGCCCCCUACCUGAUGUUCCCGCCCCCUCCCUUCGGACUACCAAUCGCAUCGCUCGCCGACUCGGCCUCCGCGGCGGCGGCAGUGGCGGCGGCAGCCAAAAGCAACAGCAAGAACUCGAGCAUCGCCGACCUGCGACUCAAGGCAAGAAAACACACCGAGGCUCUGGGACUCUGACCCCACCGGGCCGCCCCUCCGCUCGCCUGAUGGCCAUAAUCGCCUCUCACACAAGACUGGGCCUGUGAAAAGGGGGCCGUGACACUCACAGCUAAAACUAAACUAAACAAAAACACUGAGUGAGAAUUGAAAAGAAAAAAAAGAGAGGAGCACAUACACAGAGGGGGGAAGAGAGAGAGUGUGUGUGAGAGGGGGGAGAACAGUGGAGGAAGAAAAUAAAAAAAAAGAAGGAGGGAGUGAGAAAAUUGUCACAAAACCAGCUGCCAAAACAAACCACUUGUAGAGAGAAACGGUAAUUAAAUACCAAUGAAAUCACCUUUUACUUUUCGCCCCAACAGGCAGGACUUCUGCGGGGCCAGUGGCUCAGUCCACUCCAGGCACAGAUCACAUCCCAAGGACCGUACAAACACAUGUGGAUGUCUGUCUGAGGUGCCGGGCCGGGGCCCGUCAGACCAGAGGACGUUAGAGCAAAGCAAACUGGC
Scophthalmus maximus (turbot) is the source of this 1583-nucleotide messenger RNA. It is a transcript of the gene shox, whose product is annotated as short stature homeobox. The coding region runs from base 250 to 1101 and encodes 283 amino acids. Lineage: Eukaryota; Metazoa; Chordata; Actinopteri; Pleuronectiformes; Scophthalmidae. Gene Ontology annotation, molecular function: sequence-specific double-stranded DNA binding; DNA-binding transcription factor activity, RNA polymerase II-specific. The record is from RefSeq and is a predicted model, not a curated record. Gene Ontology annotation, cellular component: nucleus. The transcript has 5 exons. Gene Ontology annotation, biological process: regulation of transcription by RNA polymerase II.